AUGCCACUCGCCGCUGCAGGUGCUCUACCACUCGCCGUCACCGACAUGCUGCACGACAUCCUGUGCCUUCCUGCCAAUGAGGUCUGCCGCAUGCAGCUGGUGUGCCGGACGUGGCGGUCGCCGACGUCCGACCCACACAUCGCUAGGGUGCACUCCACGCGCCGUCCGGCACCACACGUCAUCGUCAUCCGCCACCACGAUGAAGACGAGGUAGUAGCUGAUCAUGAGGUCCGCGUCGUGGACCUGCACGGCAAAGUCAUCAAGUGGAGGCGGAUUCGACGGCCCAUCGGCCGCCUGAUGAUCGUGCACGGCGACUUGCUCUGCGCCUCCCACGGCUGGGGCCUGACCUGCGUGGUGGACAUGGUCGCCGGCGCUGUUCCCGACGUGGCUGCCGAGCACAGGAAGAAAGUCAACUCAGCGACGCCCCAUUGCGUGCUCGGGCACGUCCCGGCCACCGGAGAGUACAAGGUGGCGGCGGCAGACGUGCGAGGUCUGAUACUGGGUGGCAUUGUUGGCGAUGCCGGAAGGUGGAGAUGGAGACCGUGCCCUCCGGUCACCCUCGGUAUCAAGCCCGGGUCCAGCUCCUGGAACGUUGCGGUUGUCGCCGGGCUCGCCUGCUUCCUGGCAGACGAAAUCGACGUGGAGGCAGAUCGCCUAGCUAUAUUCGACCUGGCGACGGAGGAGUGGAAACCAGCGACGCUCCAAGAGCCCUUGACAUGCGGUGCAGAUCGCCUUCUAGCUAGCAUGGACGACGAGGACGAAGACGACGAGCUCAUCAUGCAGCUCAUCAUGACGCUCAUCAUGCCGCCCUAUCGUCCUCUUGUUCUUCUUCAUAGGAAACAUUGUCAGCUGGCCAGGUUGGGCGAGAGUUCGGUGGUACUCUACUACAACGUCAAGAAUGGCUCGAUGGAGCUCUGGUUCCUGGAAGACAUGAAGAAUGACACGACGGCGCGCUGGAGCAAACGGUACACGUUGCAGUGCACGCUGUUUGGAAAUGAUGAGUCCCUGCACUAUAACUACUAUCCGCUCCGGUUCUAG
This is a messenger RNA of Miscanthus lutarioriparius, 1038 nucleotides long. The record is from the annotation of a GenBank genome assembly. NCBI's taxonomy places the organism in Eukaryota, Viridiplantae, Streptophyta, Magnoliopsida, Poales, Poaceae.